UGAUCAGUCGCAAAUCUUAUACAGCUGAAGGCCUCACUCAGUUCUCAUUACUUUCCCAAGAGCUUAAUUCAACAAACAUUAAUGGAGAGAAAGGCUUCUUCAUUAAUGGCUGAUUUUCUCUUAAUUGCAGCUUUAGUUGCUAUAUUUUGUUCACUAUCUCAAGCUGAAGUUAAAGGUUCAUUUGAUGACAAUUUUAGUAAAAGUUGUCCUGAAUCUCACUUCAAGACUUCUGAAGAUGGACAGAUCUGGUAUCUCUCCUUAGACCACAAAGCAGGAUGUGGAUUUAUGACAAGGCAGAAAUACAGAUUUGGUUGGUUUAGCAUGAAGUUGAAAUUAGUUGGAGGUGACUCUGCUGGUGUUGUGACAGCUUAUUAUAUGUGCACAGAAGAUGGGGCAGGGCCAACAAGAGAUGAGGUGGACUUUGAGUUUUUGGGAAACAGAACAGGGGAACCCUAUCUUAUUCAGACCAAUGUGUACAAGAAUGGCACUGGUGGGCGUGAGAUGAGGCAUGUUCUUUGGUUUGACCCUACUGAGGACUUCCAUUCCUAUUCCCUUCUUUGGAACUCUCACCAGCUCGUGUUUUUCGUGGAUGAGGUUCCGAUAAGGGUAUACAAAAACGCGAAUUAUACGAACAAUUUCUUCCCUAAUGAGAAGCCAAUGUACUUGUUUUCGAGCAUAUGGAAUGCAGAUGAUUGGGCAACUCGGGGUGGUUUGGAGAAAACAGAUUGGAAAAAUGCACCAUUUGUUUCAACAUAUAAAGAUUUCAGUGUAGAUGGUUGUCAAUGGAAAGAUCCUUUUCCUUCUUGUGUUUCAACCACCACUGAAAACUGGUGGGAUCAAUACAAUUCUUGGCAUUUAUCAAGUGACCAGAAAUUGGAUUAUGCUUGGGUACAAAGAAACCUUGUGAUUUAUGAUUAUUGUCAGGAUACAGAGAGAUAUCCAGAAAAGCCUGAGGAGUGUUGGUUAAGUCCCUGGGAUUAAUUGACCAAAAUAUAGAUAUAGUAUUCUUUUGUGAGAUGAAAGAAAUUAUUGUUUCAAUUUUGAGUUUGAGGUGUAGAUGCAGUAUCAUUUUGUCAUGCGUAUUUGAUUAUCAUUUAUUUCAUUAAUUUUAGCCUUCAUUUUUGGGUCGAAA
Molecule: messenger RNA, 1132 nt
Organism: Nicotiana attenuata
Lineage: Eukaryota; Viridiplantae; Streptophyta; Magnoliopsida; Solanales; Solanaceae
Product: probable xyloglucan endotransglucosylase/hydrolase protein 8
Exons: 4
Coding region: 82-981 (299 amino acids)
Biological process (GO): cell wall biogenesis; xyloglucan metabolic process
Cellular component (GO): apoplast; cell wall
Molecular function (GO): hydrolase activity, hydrolyzing O-glycosyl compounds; xyloglucan:xyloglucosyl transferase activity
Source: RefSeq, a predicted model, not a curated record